AUGCCGUCUCCGUCACCUGGUGGUGAUGCUGCUUCAUCGUCCACAGCACCACCACAACCACAGUCAAAUCCAACAGAGCUAUCGCACGAUGUUGCUCUUCAGAUCGACCACAUCUUAUCCUCCGAUAGCCCACAAAAUGGCUUAUACAACAUCGCCGACCGGUCUUCGCUAGAAAACCAGCUCGACCAGCUCCUCUCCUCCUCCACACCUCAAAAUGAGCCGCUCAGCUUGGCAUCGAUCGACCGAGUCCAGGCGCAUCUCCGACUACAAAUACAAUCAUGUAGAGAUCAAAUCCGUACGCUCGCCGCCGAACUCGAAAGUGAAAUCGACGCCAACCGCAUGACUCAGGUCCAGCAAUCCAUCGCCGCCUUACUGGAACAGCUCCUCUUGAUCCGCGAGAAAGCACGAGAAUCCGAAAACGUCGUCAAAGAGAUCACUCGCGACAUUCGCAGUCUCGAUAUUGCCAAGCGCAACGUUGUCUCCUCGAUGACUGCGCUUAAGCGGCUCCAGAUGCUGGUGAACGGGGUGGAUCAAAUGCAGCGGCUGGCAGAGACAAAGAGGUACAGAGAGGCCGCGUCUGCGCUUCAGGCCGUAAGGAGUCUUCUCGACUUCUUCCAGUCAUAUCGUGGGGUAGAGCGCAUCGCCAGUGCAUGGAAACAAGUCAACGAGCUGCAAAACGGACUACGGACGAGCAUCAUGAAAGAGUACGAGAACUUCUUCCUCCAUGAUCCCAACAGGGCUGUUCGGUCGACUAAUCUCCCCGAAUCUGCGCUGGUUAUUGAUGCGAUAGGCGCAGAGGCCAAGUCGACGUUGAUCGACUGGUAUUGCUCCUUGCAGCUCAGAGAAUAUAGGCGGAUCUUCAGGGCGACGGAUGAAGCAGGACAGUUGGACAAUGUUUCGAGAAGAUUCGCUUGGUUCAGGAGGAUUUUGAAAAUUCAUGAAGAUGAACAUGCAGCGGCAUUUUUGGAAGGAUGGAAGGCUGAGAGGUGGUUGAUAAGGAGGUUUUCAGAUGUGACAAAGGAGGAUUUGAGAAGUGUUUUGAUCAGGGAACAGUCAAGGUUGAACGUCUCGACGCUGAUGGAGGCUUUGAAUGCCACCUUGGAGUUUGAAGGGGUGAUGAGUCGGAAGUUUGGAGUCAGCUUUGAGGAAUUGAUUGCUCCGCCCAACACUCAGCAUGCAUCGCAACAACAGCAGCAAAGUGGACAGCAAGGGCAAGCACAACAGACAUCAACACCAUCUCAACCAUCACAAUUGCAGGUUCAGACUCUAUCCGCCAUCUUCGACCCCUAUCUUGGCGUCUUUGUCGAAGCUCAGGAUCGAGCUUUGUCAGAGAUGUUUGUUCAGUAUCGACGCCAAGGAGCUCCUGUGUCACACGACGAACCUUCUGCCAACGGCAACGCAGGUUUCGGCGGUGACAACGCCUUCGACCCUUCCACCAGCGCUGAUCCUACCAACCCUGCCUCCUCCACCGGUGGCAGCGGAACAACGGUUCUCCCCUCCUCCACUGAACUCUUCUACUUUUACCGUCAGACGCUCGAACAGUGCGCUCGACUCUCCAACCGUGAACCACUGCGAGAUCUCUACGAAGUCUACCGCAAAUGGCUACGUGUCUACGCUGAAGACGUCUUACGUUCCGCUCUCCUUCGUCCAGAACCAGCGCGAAGAUCGAUCGAUGUGCGACCCAACAUUGGCGAGAUCCAGAAAUGGUGCCUUGUGCUCAACACUGCCGAUUACUGCGCUAGCACUUCGAGUCAGCUCGAAGACAAGCUGCGCGAAAAGAUCCAUCCUGACUUCAAAGAGAGGAUCAGUCUCGACGAGGAAAGAGAGAUCUUCACCACCCUCGUCUCCUACGCGGUUCAAACACUGGCAAGGGAGCUAGAGUUGUGUUCGGAACCGAUAUGGAACUCUAUGUUGCGUCCGGCUAUUCCUUGGUCGCAGCUUCAGCCGAGGAGUGGAGCAAAGUUGCAGUACGUCAUGGACAUGGCGAGUUUGUUAGAGCAGAUCGGAGUAGUGGUCAGGCAAGAUGUGGAGAAUAAGAGAUACGUGAGAAGUUGGUGCGAUAAGGUGGUUAGUGUGUUGUGUACGAGGUUUAUGCAAGGGUUGGUGAGGUUACGGCCUUUAACGCAAGUGAUGGCGGAGCAGUUGUUGGUGGAUGCGGGAGAGCUUAAGAAGAGUUUGAUUGAGUUGCCGAGGUAUCCGGUGGACGAUCUGGGUUUGGGGUUGGAUGGAAACAAGGAUUCCAGUCUGUCGCAUUGGAUGCCUACACCAUCUGCAGAACAGACAGCAUUGUCGAACCAAGCGGCGAGCUACGUGCGAUAUGUACAGAGGUUGACGGAUCGCAUAGAGACGCUUCUCAAAGUGGUCUUGGCACCGAUCGAGGCGGAUGAAGAGGGAGGGAUGGAUCUCAUCUCGUCCUACGUCAAGCUUGUGGGCGAUCGAUCCUUCUCGAACUUCCAAAAGGUAUUGGAUCUCAAAGGGGUCAGGAAGGUCGAUCAGAACGGCCUACUCGAUCGCUUCCUUCAAGUGACUUCGUCUCACGAUGGCGGCUUCAGCGAGCAAAACGACCGCACUUCGUCUUCAGGUGCGGCCGAAUUGACAGAUCAGAGCUUCCUCACCCAGCUCGACAUGGAUCCGCCCUUGCACCCCGUUCUCUCUUCGCCGUUUACUGCGUCCACACCGAGCUUCUUGGACAGCGCCACGAGGAGGGAUAGCGCCUCGACGGGCCCAUACAGAUCGGCGUCGCUGUUUGGACCUGAUAGUCUCAAGUCUCCGACAUUGGGAGGUAGCGGAGGCGGAUUUGAAGGGGCGAACGCGGGUGCAGGCGGACAGCAGGGCGGUGCGGGUAGAGCGUUCAGCGAUUUGAGAAAGUUUGGUAACUUUUUUGGUGCUGCGCUCGGAAGGAAGGAUGGAAGUCGACAGGGAUGA
Messenger RNA from Ustilago hordei, 2925 nucleotides. RefSeq lists its product as uncharacterized. The record is from RefSeq and is a predicted model, not a curated record. Gene Ontology annotation, cellular component: GARP complex. The transcript has a single exon. Gene Ontology annotation, biological process: retrograde transport, endosome to Golgi. NCBI's taxonomy places the organism in Eukaryota, Fungi, Basidiomycota, Ustilaginomycetes, Ustilaginales, Ustilaginaceae. The coding region runs from base 1 to 2925 and encodes 974 amino acids.